This is a messenger RNA of Fonsecaea multimorphosa CBS 102226, 1011 nucleotides long. RefSeq lists its product as uncharacterized. The transcript has a single exon. Gene Ontology annotation, biological process: canonical NF-kappaB signal transduction. The record is from RefSeq and is a predicted model, not a curated record. The coding region runs from base 1 to 1011 and encodes 336 amino acids. Lineage: Eukaryota; Fungi; Ascomycota; Eurotiomycetes; Chaetothyriales; Herpotrichiellaceae.
AUGUCUGAGGCUCCAGGUCUCCCGUCGCAUGCGGAGACAACGGCACAAAAUACUCGCGAUGGAGAGCGAUCGAAGCGCUUUCGGUUCAAGUCCAAAAGGAAUGAACAUCGCGGCGACGACGAAUCAAGGGGUCACAAGCGACGGAAGGACGACGAUUCUUCACACAGGUACAGGAAACGUCGCAGGUCGUCACGGCAUCCCAAAGAUAGGUCGCGCUCACAAGAACGCCCCUCGAAUUAUCUGUCGCCGGACCAAGCCUUUCGAGAGUCGCUGUUCGACGCGCUCGGAGACGACGAAGGGGCGGCGUUCUGGGAGGGUGUCUACGGACAGCCUAUUCACAAAUAUCCUGACACUUAUAAAGACGAAGAGACUGGGGAGUUGGAACGUAUGACUGACGAGGAAUACGCACAAUUCGUCCGACGGAAGAUGUGGGAAAAGAGUUGGGAAGGAAUGGAAGCUGCAAAGGAAGAGCAGAGGAGAGAAAGGGAACGGGAGAAACAAAGGAUACGCGACGAAGAGAACCGAACAGAGAGUGAGAGGCAGGCACGGCAGGAUGAUCACAUCUUCAACAAACAGAUCGAAGCAAGUCUCCAACGGGGUGAGAAACGCAAAGAGCGCAAGCGGUGGCAGGGCCUGUGGGAGGACUACUUGCGCCGCUGGGCGGACCUACAACUUCUUGCUCAAAAUCGACAAAAAUCCGAAGACGAUGGCGAGCAGCUGUUCCUCCGCAACAAAAUCGCGUGGCCUGUCGAGUCUGGAAAACGUAAAGACGUGAAGAGGGAGGAAAUCGAACGGUUCAUCAGAAAAGGCACAGCAGCCGCCUAUGAGGCGUCGGAGGGGAGAGAUCCGUUCUCGAGUGCUGUCAAGGCCGAGCGUGUCCGAUGGCACCCAGACAAAAUCCAGCAGCGAUAUGGAUUCAUGGAAAUCGAUGAGGAUAUCCUGAAGGCCGUCACAGCAGUCUUUCAGGUGCUUGAUGCUCUUUGGAACGAGAUUCGAGACAAACCUGCAUGA